Molecule: messenger RNA, 4384 nt
Organism: Acanthoscelides obtectus
Lineage: Eukaryota; Metazoa; Arthropoda; Insecta; Coleoptera; Chrysomelidae
Source: the annotation of a GenBank genome assembly
ACAAUUUAUUAUCAUGUCGUAUGUAGUUAAAAUAACCAAAAAACAAUGAACGUCGGCUUUUCUGCGAGAUAAAAACCGCGGAAACGCGAGUGACAAAGGUGCUAGAAAGAGACAGAAGCACCAGGCAGAAACCGCGCGCGCGGGCUACAUAUAAAUAUAGUGGAUCGAUAUCAGCUGCUCAAUCGAUUUGCCGACGGUGCCACACGCUGAAGCUAACUAACCAUCCUCACACAGUAGCCUUUGUGUCUGUCUGUCGGUCCCGCGAAACCCAUCUAAUCUGGCUAAGUUCAAAAAAUUUGUUGCCAAAUACCACCGAACGAACUGUUUCGUUUCCAAGUCAGACAAGGUAUACUUGAGAUUUAUUUUCGGGUAUUAUUCUAUGUACCAUAAGUCCUACACUUAAUUCGAUUGUCUUACUCGUGCACGGUCCAGGUCAAAGAAUUGCAGCAAGAUGCCUGAUUUGAUUACCAAGAUCGAAACAACUGGAUACUCCAAUGAGCUUGGGAGGAUCGCCAGGAAACUCUCUUCCCCCAAUGUAGGACUCUUCCGGCAGCUGAGAGGCAUUAGCGUCGUCUAUGGGGAUUUAAGAGACCUAUCGCCUAAGGUGCGUCUCUAUGUGGAAGAAAAUGUCGAUCUCUGCAAACCAGACAACAUCCACAUCUGUGAUGGAACUGACGAAGAAAAUAACCAUCUGCUCAAGAUUAUGCAGAAGCAAGGAACCAUUAUACCUUUGCCAAAAUAUGAAAACUGCUGGCUAGCAAGAACAAAUCCUGCAGAUACAGCCCGAGUAGAAUCCAAAACCUUCAUUUGUACUGAAAACAAGUCUGAUACCAUCCCAUCACCCAAAGAAGGUGUAAAAGGUCAAUUAGGCAACUGGAUUUCACCAAAGGAUAUGCAAGAUGCUGUAAAACAGAGAUUCACGGGCUGCAUGAAAGGAAGGACUAUGUAUGUGGUGCCAUUUUCUAUGGGACCGCUUGCAUCUCCUCUUUCCAAAAUUGGUGUGGAGAUCACCGAUUCCCCAUACGUAGUAGCCUCUAUGAGAAUCAUGACCCGAAUGGGUAAACCCAUCUCUGAGAAACUUCAAACAACAGGCGGAGAGUUCGUAAAGUGUCUCCAUUCGGUCGGAGCUCCAGCCACAGGUUUUGUGGAGAGUUCGCAGUGGCCCUGUGAUCCGGAACGCACUAUUAUCCUGCACAAACCCGCUCAAAAUGAGAUUGUGAGCUAUGGGAGUGGCUAUGGAGGAAACUCGUUGUUGGGCAAGAAAUGUUUUGCAUUGAGGAUCGGGUCUACCAUCGCUAGGAGAGAAGGAUGGCUAGCUGAACAUAUGCUGAUCUUGGGUAUCACAAAUCCUCAAGGAAAGAAACGUUACAUAGUCGCUGCUUUUCCAUCUGCAUGUGGUAAAACUAAUUUGGCCAUGAUGAGGCCCACUCUGCCAGGCUAUAAAAUCGAAUGUGUUGGAGAUGACAUUGCAUGGAUGAAGUUUGACAAGAAUGGACAACUGAGGGCUAUCAAUCCUGAGAAUGGCUUCUUUGGAGUUGCACCAGGCACAUCAAGAGCCAGUAAUCCCAUAGCAAUGGAUACCGUGUUCAAGAACACCCUCUUCACCAACGUAGCUUUGACCAAUGAUGGAGGUGUAUAUUGGGAAGGAUUGGAAGACGAAACGCCCAAAGAUGCCAAAAUAACUGAUUGGAGGGGUAAAGCCUGGGUUAGAGGUCAUGACAGCACACCUGCAGCUCAUCCCAAUUCAAGGUAAAUAGACCACGGGUCAACUAAGAACUAUUCAAUGUUUCUUCGACUCUAAGAAUACACCACAAAAACAAUAUUCAAUGCGACGGUUCAAAAUAUUCUCAGGAAAUAAUGAAAUCAAGCUACCAUCAAGAUAAUCUUGCACUUCUGAGCUUAUUUUGAGUUUCUCGCCACUCUUGGCUUGUAUUUUGCCAAACUUCAUUCCCAAUUUUUUGAUACGCCAUUUAACUUUUUCUUAGGUUCUGUACUCCAGCUAAGCAGUGUCCCAUAAUUGACCCAGCUUGGGAGGACCCAGAGGGAGUACCAAUCUCCGCCAUUUUGUUCGGAGGAAGACGCCCCCAUGGAGUUCCUUUGGUAUACGAAGCUAGGAAUUGGAAACAUGGAGUAUUUGUUGGUGCUGCAAUGAGAUCAGAAGCUACUGCUGCAGCUGAACACAAGGUACACGAAUUGCAGACAUCAAUUCUUCAACAGUUCUUACUGCUUCCACAUUUUAGCGCUAAACCCAUUAAAAUUGCUUUUUUCUAAUAAAGAAUAUGUGGGCUAAGAUAUUUGACGACCAUAACCAAUACUAAAAACUAACAACUAACUCCACACCCGCUUGGCUAAAGGAAUAUACUAGGUCAAGCGAUUUAGGUUUUCCAGAUUGGAAUUAAUUAAUUAAUUAUUGCAAAAUGAAGCACAAGAUAUUGGGCGUAUAAAAAUAGUCAGAAUACUCAGAGACUUGACGUUAGUUUAAUUUUUAAGGAAUGUCCACGGGAAAACAUCUACUGGAGUCAUUUCUGGUGAUCCUGAUGGUCAUGCAAUAUCACUAAUGCGAGACAACAACUUUUUUGAAAACAGCUCAGGAAAUUGAAACAUAAUGACCUUUGACGUGUCGCAAACCGUGCUUAAACCGUGUCCGUAAGCUGGCAUUUGUACUGUGUUAUCAUCACGCCUCUCGCAUUUCCAAGAAAAUGAUCCCAUUAUUUGCGAUGGUGAUAUUUCGUGGCCACUGCGAUGACCAUAUUUGACAUCCAUCGACUCUGCGGCGUACGCUAAUACUCAAAAGAAUAUUGCUGAAAAUAUCUGGGACUUCAGCAUGUUAUGUAAAAUGCGAUAAAUAUGUUACAUGAAUGCCUGCUAUGGAAUGGAGGAUGUCUAGGUAACGUUAUCCUUAAAAAUAAAGUUCACACAUCUGCUACUUCAAUUUCAAUAAUAACUAACAUUGUUAAUUUGAAUUGGCCACCCUAAAUUUUAUCUGUACUUUUAUGUACCUUCAGCUGAAUAACAUAAUACCAAUUGAUUUGAAAAGUUUCUGGACUCUACAUGAAAAAAGAUUAGUUGAUCUCUGAAAAUAUGUUUAUUCUUCGAUAUAGUCAUCCUUAAGUUCAAUAUAUUUUUACUAGUAAUUUUCUAUUGGAUUUAUAUCUUCCCUGUGAUUCUCUGGAAACUCUUCAAAGUCCCCGUCUACGGCAGUAAAUACUUCUACACUUGGAGCUCGUAAAACAGCAAAGUAAAUAAAUCUGGAGGUGCUAAGUCUGUUUGAUAGGAUAGGGUUUCAAGCACCUAAAAAUAUCAUCAUCUGAUUUUUUGUCUCGAUGGAAUAAGAUUUUUGUCUUCUGUAAACCUGAUCUUUUCUCCCGAGUUUCGACAGACAGAUUGUCUAAAAUAAUCCUAUACAACCAUAUUCUGCUGUUAUAGUUCCAAUUGUUUGCAGUGACCUAUUAACAACUUUGCUUACUUAGGGUUCAAUCCACUCUACGGUUUGACGUCGCAAUUUAGGCUCAUAUCGGUGAACCCAAGUCUCAUCCAUAAUUAUAUAGAUAUAAUAUAUUACAAGUUAAUCAGUUGUUUCCCAUGCAAACUGAUCUAGAUGUCGUUGGGGAAUUUUUAUUCGAAUUCAUCUUUGAUCCAACGUUGACGAAUCCACGUUGCGAACAGCUUUCUAGACCCUAAUUCAUUUUUUUAAAUACGAAAGACAGAUUUAUUUGAGAUGCUCAGAGCCUCAGCAAUUUCAGACUUAGUCGGUUUAUUUAAUCAGUGAAUAUUUUUAAAAUGUUUCCAUUUAGCCCAUUUAGAGUGCAAUACAUAAGUAAUUAAUUUACGUAUUCCUGCCCUGGUCGCGGUAUUUCUUUAUUGAUUUUAAAUAAUUUCUUCUCCAUAAAAUAGUCUCUUGGCUGUCCAUCAAAAUACUAUUUCUGCCCCGUUUUCUAUACUCAAAAUGAUGUUCUUUGAGUCAGCUAUAGAAUGUGGUCCUUUUGAAAGUCGGUAAGCCUUCACCACUAUUAACCUCCUGUAAUACUUUGUCUGUGGUGGGAAGCUCCUGACUUGAAAAAAAUUGAUGGACUUUGCGUCUGUUGGCUUUCCGAUCAAAGUUAUCAACUACAGGGUGCGGCAGAGAGGAUGGACGGUUUUAAAAAAAUCAUAAAAUAGUUAAUGUUUACUCAAAAACAAAUUUAUUGAUGGAAUCAGGUUCACAAGGAAAUAGCAUUUGAGACAGUCAAGUGUGGAAAAUCACAUCAGGCAUGUGGUGUCCGAAAUCGUUGAUGCAGUGCUGGAGGCGCUCUUGGAAGUUCGCGUAGACUCUCUCCAACAUCGCUCUCUCAACUUGGGCGACUUCCACGCGAAUUUCGCCCUUCAAUUCGUCCAGAGUUCGGGG